Molecule: messenger RNA, 5152 nt
Organism: Rhinolophus ferrumequinum (greater horseshoe bat)
Lineage: Eukaryota; Metazoa; Chordata; Mammalia; Chiroptera; Rhinolophidae
Gene: TAF5L
Product: TATA-box binding protein associated factor 5 like
Exons: 5
Coding region: 549-2318 (589 amino acids)
Biological process (GO): regulation of DNA-templated transcription
Cellular component (GO): nuclear protein-containing complex; histone acetyltransferase complex
Molecular function (GO): protein binding; transcription coactivator activity
Source: RefSeq, a predicted model, not a curated record
GCCUGCAGUCGGCGGCUGCACCCCGAGGUGCUCCGCGUUCCCGCGCGGGGUGGGUCCGCCCGGCGGCUUCGGGCCCGGGCGGGAGGGCUCCUGAGCGCUGGGCAGCCGGGCGGGGGCACAGCUCCAAAUCUUUUUCAUUGAAGGAAAAAGGAAAUGUCUUCUGGCCGAACUCAAGAUUAAACUUCGCACAUGGUGAUUGUGGGUGGCUGGGUGUGAAAUCGAGCUCUGCGUGUGACAGGGGGCAGGAGAUCUCGACUUGAGUAGUUGUGCUGCAGGGCACCGACCUGCCAGGCUGCCUGCGAGGGGCUUUAACCCUUGACAGCGGAGAGAGAGUUGCGCGCUUCGGCGGCACUCGGCAGGCUCCAGGGCUUUGAAAAUGGACUAGAGGAGGCGUUGGUCUGAAGUGACUUGACGAUUAGAAUAGUGGUGUCGUUUUAGAUUUAGCGGAAGCGGAGUGCAGGAAAGCUUUCUGCGGUUCUCCCAUCAGUUGCGAAAGUGUCCUUAUAACGCGGAUCUCGCGGCACGUAUGGUUCUAGGAUCAAAAGGUCAUGAAACGAGUACGCGCCGAGCACAUUCAGAUGGCAGUGUCCUGCUACCUCAAACGUCGGCAGUACGUAGACUCAGAUGGGCCCCUGAAGCAAGGACUGCGGCUGUCACAGACUGCUGAGGAGAUGGCCACCAACCUCACAGUCCAAUCAGAGUCUGGUUGUGCCAACGUGGUGUCCGCAGCUCCUUGCCAGGCAGAGCCCCAGCAAUACGAAGUGCAGUUUGGACGACUGCGGAAUUUUCUCACCGAUUCUGACUCCCAGCAUAGCCACGAAGUGAUGCCCCUCCUGUACCCUCUCUUCGUCUACCUCCAUCUCACCCUGGUCCAGAACAGUCCGAAGAGCACGGUGGAGAGUUUCUACAGCCGCUUCCACGGGAUGUUUCUGCACAACGCCAGCCAGAAGGACGUCAUCGAGCAGCUGCAAACCACACAGAGCAUCCAGGACGUACUGUCCAACUUCAAGCUCCGCGCCUUCCUAGAUAACAAGUACGUGGUCCGCCUCCAAGAAGACAGCUACAACUACCUUGUCCGCUACCUCCAGAGUGACAACAACGCCGCGCUCUGCAAAGUGCUCACCUUGCAUAUCCACCUGGAUGUGCAGCCUGCCAAGAGGACAGAUUACCAGCUCUAUGCCAGCGGCAGCGCCGCGCGAGGCGAGGGCAGCAGCCUGGAGCCGGCCGACAUGCCCGCGCCUGUCCUGCAUGACGAGGCCGCCCUGGCUGUCCUGCAGGACAGCAUAAGGCGCGUCAAGGACGGCCCUCCGUCCCUCACCACCAUCUGUUUCUACGCCUUCUACAACACCGAGCAGCUGCUGAACACAGCCGAGAUCUCCCCGGACAGCAAGCUGCUCGCCGCGGGCUUCGACAACUCCUGUAUCAAGCUGUGGAGCCUGCGAUCCAAGAAGUUAAAGCCGGGGCCUCAUCGAGUCGACGUGUCCCGCGUCCACUUGGCUUGUGAUGUCCUGGAAGAGGAGGACGAUGAGGAUGAAACUGUGGGCACAGAGAUGAAGACCCUGCGAGGACACUGUGGGCCAGUGUACAGCACGCGGUUCCUCGCCGACAGCUCAGGGUUGCUGUCUUGUUCUGAAGACAUGUCCAUCAGGUACUGGGACCUGGGGAGCUUCACCAACACUGUGUUGUACCAGGGACAUGCCUACCCUGUGUGGGACCUGGACAUUAGCCCGUACAGCCUGUACUUUGCCAGCGGGUCCCAUGACCGCACAGCGAGGCUGUGGUCAUUUGAUCGGACGUACCCGCUGAGAAUAUAUGCAGGACACCUGGCGGACGUGGACUGCGUCAAGUUCCACCCCAACUCGAACUACUUGGCCACGGGCUCCGCCGACAAGACGGUCCGGCUGUGGAGCGCCCAGCAGGGCGGCUCGGUGAGGCUCUUCACGGGCCACCGCGGCCCCGUGCUGUCCCUCGCCUUUUCUCCCAACGGCAAGUACUUGGCGUCGGCCGGCGAGGACCAGCGCCUGAAGCUGUGGGACCUGGCGUCCGGGACCCUUUACAAGGAGCUCAGAGGCCACUCGGACAACAUCACCAGCCUGACGUUCAGCCCGGACAGCAGCCUCAUCGCCUCGGCCUCCAUGGACAACUCGGUGCGCGUGUGGGACGUCCGGGGCGCGCACGGGGGCGCCCCGGCCGACGGCUCCUCGGGCGAGCUGGUGGGCGUGUACAGCGGCCCGGUGAGCAGCGUCCUGAGCGUGCGCUUCAUGGCCUGCAACCUCCUGCUGGUGACCGGGAUCUCGCAGGAGAGCCCGGACCAUUGACCGUCGCCUUCGCUGUGGCGGGCUGGGGCGGCGCUGGCCUCCACAUGGCAAGUCUCGCGACAGACUGAUGGAAUCACUGACUGACUGUGAAAGACUCCGCAUUGAUUUCCCCUCCCCUGCGCAGACGUCCUGAGCACGGCACCCCUUCACUCGGCUCCCCACGUCGCAGGACUGGGGUGGGGGGACAGGUGGUGACAAGCGGACAUGAGAUCAAGAACUGAGAUGCUCGCGAGGUCAGAUUGCAAGUCCCACCGAGAGCGCUCCGCGUCGCGGUGCGAGCGCCCGCACGUCCGACUCUUUCCCGUUUGUGAAACCGACAUGAGCUGCUGAUGCCGGCGCUGCGCCGGCUCCGGGGGGCCUGGCGUGGCCUGGGCGCCGAGCGCUGUCCCGAGGAGCAAGGCCGCAGGGUCGCCUGGCGUUAGGCACCGGGGAAGGGGAUCUUUACUGAUGUGGGAAUGCGGGGCUGGGGACAGGUGAAGGGGGCAGGGUUGUCCCCGCAAAAAGACUUUCCAUAAUUACAGAGAACAGAAUUUUUUAUUAUUGUUAUUGUAAUUAUAUUAUUAUUAUUAUUAUUAUUGAGAGGGGAACCAUAGCACUGGCAGAGGCCUUCUCUGCGCUCAUCCUUCAGGUCGUACCCCUGGCACUGGCCAUGACACUUGGAAUUUUGAGGUUCAGGGAAUUCAGAGAAUUUGGUAGCACAGUGUUUGGGAAGAAAGGGGAACUUUCUGGGUAACAGAUCGGCUACUCCCGCUGACAUGUUUCUAGAAGUGGGUGGAUUUGAUUGAGAAAGUCUUGGGCUCUUGCAGUGAUGGUGGGAAAGAAAGGUUCUUUUCUUGGCUGCACAUCUAUUAGCAAUCCUCUCUCCUGAAAGGACAGAUUGUGGUAAACAAAUGAGAAUAAUUUGAAGCGAAAAGUCAAAAGGUAGAAUUAUUAAGUGUUGAAUUUCCAAAUGAGUAUUUACUCAGAGGUGUGGCUUUUUCAACGUCUUUUUCUCCUUAGGACCAUCCACUCCCACCUCCUGCAUUGCAAUAGCAGUUUAAUAGAAAACACUUUGUGAAACAAAUUGUAAGUACGUAUGCACGCAUAUAAAACUAUGUUUUGAGGAUAAAGCAAGUUCUAAUUUGUGGAAAAAGGAUUAAAUAUUUCUGUUUUCUGAAAAGAGUUUUUUGUAUUUUGUUUUCUAUUAAAAUGUAUUUAGUUUCCAAAAAAAGUGUUGGCAUCUCAUUUAAACUGUGAGGGCCCGUGGGCGUGUGGUCUGCCUUGCAGUGACAUGCAGCUCACUUCUCUUUAGGGUAGUAGCCAGUUACGUAGGCCAGACCAGCCCCAAAGGAGGGGUGUUCCUAUCCACUCUUGUAUCCUGUUCUGCUUACUUUGAGUCAUGCUCUUGGCACUCGCGUGGAUUAUUGCUAGCAUUCAGUACUGUUCAUACAUCCAAGACUGCCGAUUGCUGACCUGGGACAAUAUAUAUUUUGCCAUCUAGAGUUAUUUGGUAAGAUCCUAUUUCAAUUUUUAAAAACCCCAUUAUAAAAUCUCGAAGGGGCAUAAGAACUGUUAGUUAAUUAACUCAGACUGUUUAUUGAGCAAUUCCAGAUAAAGGACUCAUCCAAAGAUUUAAAUGAUACCAGAAUUUUAAAAAUGUACUUUGUUACAUAAUUUCCUGGCAAGGACACCAGAAUUAUCAGGAAAUUAAAUAGGAAGACUCUAGAAUUCUAUGCCAAAAUGUUUUUUUUCACUUAAGCCUCAGGUGCUAAAUAAUAGGAAAUGUUUCUUAUUCACAAAAAUCUACAUAUUUGAGACACUGUAAGAAGGAUCCUUUGACAACUUAGCCAGACGGCAUCACCUUCCACGUGGUCUGUGGGUAAAGCCUAGAAUCCAAAUGUGUUCUUACUGUAGUAAGUGAAUUCUAAGUUAGCGUGCAUGAUACAUUGCUAGAAAUCAUGAAAUCCACGAAUUGGGCUCAAUCAUUCUGAGAAGUGAAAAUAUCACUGACUUGGGAUGAUUUGGAAGUUUUGUGUUUGUUUUGUGAUACAGAAUUUCUUUGAUUAAACACAGAAAUGUCCUGCGUUGGUCAGUCUUCACAUCACCGAUUGUGUAUCUGCUCUGUGAUUUCAGUUCAAGGUCUUAAUGGUCUGCAUAUUUGGCCUUUUUUUCUUUUGUGAACUAAUUUUAAAGUGGGGUAAUUGAACUUUCUAGAAUCACCUCACAACGUCCCCCAAAUCUUACAAAUAUGGUAUGUGUGUGUCCACAAGGUGCGCAAAGAACAUGGUCACCCUCUUCAGGCUGCUCUCUGCAUUGUUUCAUUUUAUCUUCAGGAUAUCCCAUGACGUGGACAGGACUGGAGGCAUUACCAUUUUGUAUUGAAAUACCUAAAGCCCAGAAAAGCUGUAUUGUGUAUCCACACCCAACAAGGAAUAAAGAAACUUGAGAAUUCUCAGCUGUUUUGAACCACUGUGAUAAGUGUCCGCAGUGUGUAUAAGGUGGGGAAAAACAGCUGAAAUUUCUGAGACUGACAGGCUCAGAAGAUCUGACUGUAAUUUUAAUUUAGCAAUAGACGACGAAAGAGAAAGUCAGGAUAAAGGAAAAUAAUGAAUAGAGACAAAACAGUUUAAAGUUUUUAUAUUUAAGAUCCAGAAUCUAAGGACAUGAUUACUGGCUUUUCAUUUGUUUAAUCAUGUGUUAAAAAUGUCUUGGUUGUAUAAACAAAGAGUUGGGUAUGUAGGCUUCUAAUUUUGCUACUGCCCAGAUUGGUAUUUAAGUAUAUGGAUUAAAAACUUAGUCUGUACUUCAACUUGUCUUUCAGUUGCAUGUUUUAUAAAAGUGUCCAUUAAAUCUAU